This is a messenger RNA of Schistocerca gregaria, 664 nucleotides long. Its product is annotated as N-alpha-acetyltransferase daf-31-like. NCBI's taxonomy places the organism in Eukaryota, Metazoa, Arthropoda, Insecta, Orthoptera, Acrididae. Gene Ontology annotation, molecular function: protein-N-terminal-glutamate acetyltransferase activity; protein N-terminal-serine acetyltransferase activity. The record is from RefSeq and is a predicted model, not a curated record. The transcript is spliced from 5 exons. Gene Ontology annotation, biological process: N-terminal peptidyl-glutamic acid acetylation. Gene Ontology annotation, cellular component: NatA complex. Bases 46 to 528 code for a protein of 160 amino acids.
GCAAUUAAAAGUUAUUUAUUCGGUCUGUGUUUUCCGCAUUUCACCAUGAUCACAAUUCGAAGAGCUCGUUGUGAUGACCUCUUGAAGAUGCAGCAAGCCAACCUACUUUGCUUGCCAGAAAACUACCAAUUUAAAUAUUAUUUGUACCAUAUCCUGACCUGGCCGCAGCUAUCUCAAGUGGCCAUUGACUCAAAAAGUAAUGUAGUGGGCUAUGUUCUCGCAAAAAUGGAUGAAGAAGAAACAACAUAUCCGCAUGGGCAUGUCACCUCCCUGGCAAUUCUCAGAUCAUACAGGAGACUGGGGUUGGCAACAAAUCUAAUGAAGCUAUCUCAGAAAACGAUGCGUGAAGUGUACAAUGCACAAUAUUGCCUUUUGCACGUUCGUAAAGGAAACAAGGCAGCAUUGAAGUUAUAUCAAAAUACACUUGGAUUUAAAAUUCACAGUGUUGAGCUAAAAUACUACGCAGAUGGAGAAGAUGCAUAUUGCAUGAAAAAAGUUUUCGGUCAGACCAAAGAAAAGUCAGACUAGAAGCAAGCCAAGUAGGGUGUUAGUUUAAAUAUUGUUCUUGAUGAGCGGAAUGCUGAAUCUGUAAAUGUGAGACCCGAUACUUCGUGGUCGUGUUAUGAACACAUAUUCAAAUAAAAAAUAUUAUAUAGCAAACAAA